Messenger RNA from Salarias fasciatus (jewelled blenny), 1188 nucleotides. RefSeq names its product G-protein coupled receptor 183-like. The transcript is spliced from 2 exons. Lineage: Eukaryota; Metazoa; Chordata; Actinopteri; Blenniiformes; Blenniidae. Gene Ontology annotation, molecular function: G protein-coupled receptor activity. The record is from RefSeq and is a predicted model, not a curated record. Gene Ontology annotation, cellular component: plasma membrane. The coding region runs from base 1 to 1188 and encodes 395 amino acids. Gene Ontology annotation, biological process: phospholipase C-activating G protein-coupled receptor signaling pathway; positive regulation of Rho protein signal transduction.
AUGCUCAUCGGCGAACUCUUCAAGCUGAAGAUGCUCGCUGAGGCCGUCGUUCACAGCUGUGUGCUCAAGCUGCUGGAGCGGCGGGAUGAGGAGUCGCUGCAGUGUCCGGGCACGCUGCUCGCCACCGCCAGGAAGGACCUCAACGUUAAAGGGGGCAAUCCUCAAAUAGAUCUGUUCAAUAUUAAUAAACUCCUGGUUUCGUGCGCGAAAGCAAGCAUGGACAGAAACGUGUCCCUCCUCAACCUGACCUCAGUCCCGACUCGGCUGCCCCUCAACGCCACGCUUCACGUCAACGCCACGGAGAAGCCCUUCAGCGUGUUUGACGGCUGUGAGCGCUACGUGGAGGGCAUCCUCUUCGACCUGACCAUCCAGUGCAUCAACGUGUUCGUGGGAAUCCCGGCGAACCUGUUCGUCAUAGCAGUCCUCAUCCGCAACCGCAAAGAGCCCUCCACUUCAGACAUAUUCUUAGGCUGCCUGGCCUUUAUGGACACCUACUUUGGCAUCAUGACCCCUCUCACCUUCUUUAACCUUUACCUGUGGGGCAGCAAAGACGUGUGGUCCUCCAUCAAGUUCUCCUACGGCGUGAAAGACACCAGCGGCCCGCUCUUCCUGUCCUGCAUCUGCCUCGACCGCUUCAUCGCCGUCCUCUUUCCCAUCACGUUCGGGCAACUCAAGCACUUCAAGUACAGGCUGGGCCUCUCGCUGCUGGUCUUCUCCCUCACCUUCGCCUAUUCGGCCGCCAAGACGGUGGGAGGCCUCCCCAACUUUGAGAAGGUGUUCACCGGCGAGAUCCUGGCGGCGUUCACCUGGAUGGUUCUGUGCAACAGCAGCAUCCUGUGGGCCUUGAAGAGGUCCCGGGGCGCGGGGAAAGACGAAAUGCACCCCAUGAAGAAGAAGGCCUUCAAAACGGUGCUGUCCAUCCUGUGUGUCAUCGUGGUCAACUACCUGCCGCCCGUCGCUCUGUUCCCCUUCGAGGACUACUACCCUCCGGACGCUUUCCGCUGCUACGUGCAGCCGGUGGGCUUCGCCUUCGUCAACAUCAGCAGCACCUCCCAGCCGCUCAUCUACCUGUCUCGGCUGGAAAAAGUGCCCUUCUUCCCUGAUUCCUGCCUGAAGAAGUGUAACUGUCUCGUUGGGGAGAAAACAAACACAGAAUCAUCCCCUGCUGCACAGAAUCAGACCGCCUAG